Molecule: messenger RNA, 1866 nt
Organism: Symbiodinium pilosum
Lineage: Eukaryota; Dinophyceae; Suessiales; Symbiodiniaceae
Source: the annotation of a GenBank genome assembly
AUGGGGUUGGCACCACCCGACGCUGUGUUGCUUGUGCGGCUGGCAGUUACCAGAAGCUCUCCGGGGAGACGGCCUGUAUUCCCUGCGAGCAGAGUUCAGGCUGGAAUUGGUAUGGGUCAGGUGGUCACCUUCGCCCAGCUGCUGUAUGUCAUCCGACAGUUCGGGGUAAAAUGGGGGGAGCCAUUUCUGACCCUGCUGAAGAUGCUGGACAUUGUAGCCUUCGAUGUGCUGCUGAGUUCCCUGAGUUCCAUCCGAUGCUUUGCGCAGUUCUCUGCGCUCUCAUUAUUCAUCGUGCAGACGUGUUUUUUCCCAUGCGUGCUUGUGGUCAUUCUGGCCCUGACCCACUUCUGCUACAGCAAGGUGAAGAGGGCUUCUGGCAAGGAGGUUCCCCUACGUCUGUUUGGACGGUCCAUGGGAUUUCUGGCGGUGCUGUUUUUCAUUGCGGUGUGUUCCAUGCUGCUGAGGCCCUUUCGGUGCAAGGGACAUCCAAAUGGCCUGUACACUGUGGUUGACUACCCAGACGUUUUCUGUGACGGGCAAGGAGUUCAUCUGCAGAUGUGCUUGUGUGGUGCUUUUGGCCUUUUGGCCCCGCUGGCUUUCCUGUCGCUUUGUGCGUGGGUCAUAGUUGUUGAGUUUCCAAGAAAGGUCAGGGCUGCUGAAGCCAAUUUUGUGCGUGCGUGGUCCUUCCUGGCAAUGCGUUUUCGACCCGGAGCUCAAGGCUUUGCGGUGCUAUUCCUCUUCCGAAACUUGAUCAUUGUGCUGUGCCCUUUACUUCCGUCCGAGACUGCCAGGAUGCUCACGAUGAAUUUUAUCCUUUAUGUCAGCUUGUGUUGCUCUUCUUAUGUGAAGCCGUGGCGGGUUCGGCUGAGUACGCACCUGGACCUCAUGAUGCAUGCAGGAGCCCUCACCAUUCUUGAUAUUGGUGCCUUGUUCGUCCCUUCCGCAGACCUUCCAAGUUCCAUGCUCGCAUGCGUGGUGAUUGCCAUUCUGGUGGCAACGUCUCUGACGCUUGCUAGCCUAUAUGGUCUGCUCAGGCAUAUCAUCUCGAAGACCCACAAGCGGUACGCUUUCUUCAUGUGCCAUCACAAGCAGGCUGCAGGCAGCUUGGCACGUCUUUUCAAAAUAGAGCUGCAACAUCGAUCAGCGAAAUUCCGGACCUUUAUUGACUCUGAUGACUUGAAGGAUCUAUCGAAGCUCUUCAACCAUGUCGCGCAUGAUGUGGAGAAGAUGGUAAUUCUUGGGAUCGUCUUGCCUGGUUUCACCAUGCCCGAUGAAGCUUUCAGGAGACACUAUGCUUACGCCGUUGGUGAUGUCAGAGACUUGUCCAGUUUGGGGAUAGGGCUACCUGAAGUCACGGAUACAUUGAAGUGGCUUUGGACCCUGGACUCUUUGGAUUUGGGCGUCGUCAGUGCGGAGAGUAUUGACGAUGUUGUCAGCAGCCUCACCCAGAGCUCGGGCACCAGCAUUUGCCAAGGCUCAAAGCAGAAGGAUGUGGAUGCCGUGAUUCUGGCUGACCCGGAGGACAUGGAAGCCGUCUCAACGGCUUUUGUCCUUUAUGACCUGCUUGCCCCCCUUCUGGUGGGCACGGCAAGUCUGAAGCUUGCGGUCCUCACACGUGAUCAGCAGAUUCCGACGGAUUCCGUGUGCGCUUUACUAAUCUGCAGCGAUGGCGGCUUGGCCUCCAAGCAGGUCGCAGAGUGGCUAAUGCAGGCAAGCUAUCUGACCUUCUGUGCAGUCCUGCCCAUCCUUGUGACCGACGAAUUCCAGUUCCCAUCCCUCUCUUCCUUCCGCGAGAUCGCGAGCAGUGGUAUAGAAAACGGCGACGCAGCCUCCUAUUUCAGGAUCAUAAAGGCAGUUUUCCAGGAG